Paramecium sonneborni is the source of this 1501-nucleotide messenger RNA. The record is from the annotation of a GenBank genome assembly. Lineage: Eukaryota; Ciliophora; Oligohymenophorea; Peniculida; Parameciidae.
GAAUAUUGCCUGACAUAAAAAAACGAAUAAUGGAAAAUAGAGAAAUCGAGGAUUCUAAUAAACUAAAUAAUGCAAUAAAAUAACAUAAAUCUACAGCAAAUCAGGCUUAUUUCAAUUUUAUUAAAUCAAAUUUAGGAAUAGGUAUAUAUAUUUUUUAUUAUUUCCUAAGGUGUCAUUGUACUUCCUUUUGUCACUUAUUAAGUAGGCUUGCUAUGGUCUGUUGUUCUAUUCAUUCCUAUAGCCUUCAGUUGUUUAAAGUAAAUUUAUUUGCUAAAAGUACGAUAGAUCCAGUCAUUUUCUCAUUGAAAUAGCAGAUGAUAUGAAUAUAGAAAAUAUUCUCUAUGCUAAUAUAAUAAAAUAGACUUUGGGAUAUAUUUGGGCUCAAAUUCUAGAUAUCGCCAUAAUAUUACAAUUAAUAGGACUUUGCAUUGCAUAUUUGAUAUUUCUUACAGAAUCUUUAGCUUAGUCUUUGCAUCAAAUAAACAUUGAAAUGACUAAAUUAUAAUGUCUGUUGAUUACAUUAGUAAUAGUGAUUCCCUUAACAUUUGUAAGAAAAAUUCAUUUUUUCCAUUCCACCAGUAAAUAUGGCUUUUAUUGUGCUUUGGCUUCAUUCUGCAUUAUUUUAUAUGAUUGUCAAGAUAGAGUUUCAGUAGGAAAUUUUCAUUUUUCAAAUUUAAUCCACUUCAAAAGUAAUUACAAAAAAUAUAUUAUAUAGAUACAUUCAAUUAUGUAGGAGUAGCUAUUCUAUGUUGUGAGGGGGUUUUCACAGUUUUACCAAUUAGAGACAGCAUGAAGAAUAAAUUUGAAUUUAAAUCUGUUGCCUCAUAGAGUUUAUUGACUGCCUUUGGAAUUUCAAUUUUUUUAUCAUUGAUUAGUUCUUCUACUUAUUAAGGAAAUACACAAUCAAUUGUUUUAUUUAGUAUAGAAGUAUUUUAUCAAUUAAAAAAUAGAAUCCUAUUUUAGAAGUGAUUUCAUUGAUUUUAUACUCUAUUAGUUUAUUAUUAACCUUUCCACUUUAACUUUUCCCAGCUGUUUAAAUAAUUGAAUAAAUGUUUUAAAAGAAUAUGAUAGAAUUUAUCAAUUUCAAUGAUAUAGAAGAAAAUUCUAAUUAAGAAUCUCCUAUCUCGAAAAAUAUUGCAUCUACAAAUGAUAAGAUUGAUGAUAUUGAAGUUGAUAAAGAUGAUUAAGUUUUCGAAGAUAGACUUUUAUAAAUCAUUAUAAGAAGUCUGUUGAUGAUUACUAUUUAUUUUAUAGCCUAUUAAAUACCACAUUUAUCGCAUUUUUUGAAUUUAAUUGGAAGCAUUUUUGGAUCCCUAUUACAAGUAUGUAUUUAAUAAAUAUUAAUUAGUUUUGUUUUCCUGUUCUUGUUCACAUUAUUUAUUUCAAAAAUUCUAAGUCAAAUAGACCUGUUAUUCAAUAUGCAAUCAUCUUGAUUGUUUCAAUGCUAGCAAUUGUCUUAGGAACAGCAGAAUCCUUAAAGCAUCUAGUUUGAAAAAGCAAU